Messenger RNA from Lecanosticta acicola, 2571 nucleotides. The record is from the annotation of a GenBank genome assembly. NCBI's taxonomy places the organism in Eukaryota, Fungi, Ascomycota, Dothideomycetes, Mycosphaerellales, Mycosphaerellaceae.
AUGUCGACACGAGCUAUUACAAUCGAUAUCAACGGCUUCGCCAUCCCGAGACUGGCAUUCGGACUCGGCUCCUUCAUGAGAUGGGCUCCCAACCACUCUCAUCCCCUCCCCACCGACAGCAGCAAAGAAGUCCGCCAGGCCCUGGACGCAGGAUUCCGACAUAUCAAUACCGGAGAUCUAUACACCAACAAUGAAAGCGCGGCCAAGAUAUUCAAGACUUCCGGCAUCCCACGCAACGAACUGGUCUUCAGUCUCAAACUCAACACGUAUGCGGCUUUGGGAUGCAAAGGGGCUGCGGGGAUGGUGGAGAGCACUUAUCGGGAGAUGGAACGUUUUGGAAUGAAUGGUUAUGUCGAUGUACUGCAGCUCCAUUUUCCUCCUCGUGGGCGUCCGGGGAAUCUGAGUAACCGCGAAGCCUGGCGGAUAUUGGAGGAGCUGAAGGAAAAGGGGGUGGCUCGUGUUAUCGGGGUGUCGAAUUGGUAAGAGCGGAAAGCCGAAAUGCUCAUGAGUAUGAGAUUCUUCGAUUGAUAUUCACGCGUGUAAUUGCAGGGCGAUGCAGGACUAUCGAGACAUUAUGAACGCCAGCGAGUUGAAGUACAAACCGCAAAUCAACGAGUACGAGUUCAAUCCUUUCCUAGUGAGAGAUCCGGCCUUCCGAGAGAGGAGUGAGUACGAGAUCGAGAACGGAAUCGUUACGAUGAGUGAGUCGUCGCCACCUUGGGGCUCUUCCCCCAACCUUCUCGAUCUUUCUUUUACGAGUUGAGCUGCCGCAGGGCACCAGGAGCUGAUGAAUGUGAUCCGACAGAUUACGGGUUCCUCACGAUAUUAUCGGGAAAGCUGUCCAGAGAAGAUGCACCAGCUCUACUAGACGAUCUCGAAGAGCAAUCCAAAGCCACCGGACUGGAGCCCGCCACUAUGCUGUUGGGUUGGGCGUACGACCGGCUGCAGGGCAUCGUGGUCACCUCGACGUCGCAGAAAGCACGGGGCGAAGGACUGCUCCAGCAGUUCCUUGACCCGGGUGCAGAACAGCUACCGAGUCAUGUGUAUGAUAGGAUAGAGGCCGCCGCUGCGAGAGACGGGUAUGAAGGCAAGGUGUUUUACAAGCAUGGACACAUGAAUGGGUAGAGAUCGAUAUCCCGAGAUUCUGGUGUUGACAUAGCCCGAGCUUUUCAUGUCUUUUCCCGUUCUCGUGAAAUGUGCAAUGAGACGGGACGUGGCACUGAUGGCACGGGCCACUCUUGGCACUGCGGUGAGUGAAUGGAAACGAUCUGUCUGGGUAGAUCACAGAACGGGCGUAUGAUGUGUCCUGGAGCCUCCAGGCACUUCAUCUUUCCAUCUACAACAAUUCCAAUUCGUUCAACUGUCCAAACAUGAACAAAUCCAUCGGUUUGCCGUACGCUGAAAGUGAAGAAUGAAUGGCUUGGACCAGAUCACCUCUGCACGUGCGGCCAUUCGCUUGCAAGUGGCGCAGCGGUUCGCAUCGAAUCAAUGCGAAACGAGUGCGAGACAGAUGCCGUCGCCCGCGGUUCGGGCGAGGAUGAGGAGAAAUCGAAACGGCAGAAGGCUCCUUUUUGAUUUAUUCCCCGCCUUGCAUUGGACAGGAACAAUCUGGAUGCGCAGUACGCUUGUCCGCAGUGUCUCCACUGUCCAGCGCUUUCGCCGGCGGGAGCAUCUCGAACGACACGUUCAACGCCACACGGCACGGGAGCUCGGCCUCACGCUUGUCCCGUCUGCGGUCAGAAGCGUCAUAUCUAGUCGCACCGCUCCGCCGAUACUCGCAGCGCCGGUGUGGCUAAGGAUGGCACUCGGGCUUCCAAGCGGCGCCAGAGACAGACGACAAUUACUGGAAGCCUGCCCGCGCUGGAGAGUGGACAUCACAGCGGACAAGAUGCCAGCGUUCCACCGACACCGAAUUCCGGAUCGAAUCACUAUCAGAACAGUCCUGCUGGCGAACAAGCUGAGCAGACGAGGCCUGUGCAAGAUCGCCCAUCGAGUCGUGCUGCCCACAGGAGCCCGCCAAAUUCCGUUGUGGAUCCCAGUCUCUUGCCGUCUCCGUCGCUCGCCGGCCUCGCGAACAAUCAACCUGCCGCUUGGGAUGGUCUAGAUCUUAUGCCCGACUCUGGGAGCUCAGCACUGAAGUUCGCUCCUCCCCCGUUACUGUUCCCUUUGGACAGCUGUACCGUUGAUGAUCUUGGCUUGUCAUUCUGGGGUACGACCCCAGGCGAGGCCUCUUCUUUCAUGCCGUCUGCAUUGGAAGCGGCCAACAACGGCAUUGAAUCGACACGUCCCUCAAUCUCCUCGGUCGAUGAAGCAGAUGUCCUCAUCGCCGAGAAUUUCCAUCAUGUGCCACCCAUGUCCGAGGCAGCUUACUCUAGGACCCACGAUUACUACUAUCAGGAAGUCGUGCCCGCUGCACAGCAGUUCAGCGCACCCAGCAAGAUGCCAGAAUGCCCUUCACGUCACUACCUUGAAAUCUACACCCAGCUGUAUUUCGAAUACGACCACCCCAGAAUGCCAAUACUCCACAUUCCAACCUUCACUGCGGAUGCCAAAGCAUGGCCAAUACUUUGA